Messenger RNA from Gasterosteus aculeatus aculeatus (three-spined stickleback), 4012 nucleotides. It is a transcript of the gene nckap1l, whose product is annotated as NCK associated protein 1 like. Lineage: Eukaryota; Metazoa; Chordata; Actinopteri; Perciformes; Gasterosteidae. Gene Ontology annotation, biological process: neuron projection morphogenesis; cell projection assembly; cell migration. Gene Ontology annotation, cellular component: SCAR complex. The record is from RefSeq and is a predicted model, not a curated record.
GAGGCUCAGGGUGCACUUGUUUCUGAGGGUUUUGACGGCGACACAGCAGCAGGAGGCCGAGGCCUCAACGGACCGUUUCUGGAACAAUGGACUACCAACAGAAACUGGCCGAGAAACUGACCAUCCUCAAUGAGAGAGGGAACGGGGUGUUAAUACGCAUGAACCACAUCAAGAAGGCCUGUGCAGACCCUAAAACGCGUCCGUCCAUCCUGACAGACAAAGCCAUGGAGCCUGCCAUCAAAUACAUCAACAAGAAAUUCCCCAACAUUGACUUCAGAGGGAAUAUUCAAAAUCUGACCAACAUCCAGAAACAGAAAUCUGAAGUGUUGGCAGCGGCAUUGAGCUUUUACAAUUCUUUCCUGGAUGUCAUAGAGUUCAGGGACCAUGUUUAUGAGUUGCUGAACACCAUAGAUGCCUGUCAGUGCUUCUUUGAUAUUUCUAUCAACUUUGACUUCACCAAGAACUACUUGGAUCUGAUCAUCACCUACACGUCUGUCAUCAUAAUGCUGUCUCGCAUCGACGAUAAGAAGGCACUGGUGGGCAUGUUCAACUGUGCCCAUGAGAUGACCAACGGAAGCGGUGACCCCUCUUACCCACGGCUGGGACAGAUGUUUUUGGAGUAUGAACAUCCUUGGAAGAAGCUCACUGAAGAGUUUGGUCCUCACACAAGGUCGGUGACGGCAGCCUUGCUGUCCCUGAGGAUGGUCUAUCCACGCAGGAACCUGCCAGCCGAGCAGUGGAGGAGCGCCCAGCUCCUAAGCCUCCUCAGUGCUCCGGCUGGCAUGCUGGACCCGGCCUGCUGUGAUACUAUGGCAUGUGAAUACCUGUCGAUGGAGGUGAUGGAGCGGUGGAUCAUUAUCGGGUUCCUGCUGUGCCACAGCAGCCUGAAUACAAACCAGGCGUCGCAGGAGCUGUGGAAGAUGGCUCUGCGGAGCGGCCUCUUCCUCGUCCUGACUAGAGAUGAAGUACUCAACAUACACAAGGUUUCUGAGGACCUCUUCGACAGCAUCAAAGGAUACAACAAGCGAGUUGCAGACAUCAAGGAAGGUCGCGAGCACGUUUUGCUCAACUGUGGAGCUAUGCACAGAGAGAGGAGGCAGUUUCUUAGAGGAACGCUGAUGGAAUUAUUCAAAGUUCUGGAGGACGAACCUGGGCUUCUGGGACCAAAGGCCUUGUUUGUCUUCAUGGCUCUGUCGUUUUCCCGUGACGAGGUCCUGUGGCUCGUCAGACACUCGGAAAACAUGCCAAAGAUGAAGACAGCCGAGGACUACGUUGACAAUCAGAUGGCUGAGCUGCUUUUCCACAUGGAGAAGUUAAGAGGUCUCAUGACAAAGCACAACCAUGUAGUUCAACGCUACCACGUCCAGUACCUCGCACAAUUUGAUGCUUUGGUUCUCAAUGACACCAUUCAGAACAUGUCCGUGUGUCCAGAAGAGGAGUCAGUCCUUCUGUCUUCAUUUGUCUCAACCCUCUCUGCUUUGUCAGUCAAACAAGUGGAAAACAAAGAGGAGUUUGACUUUAGAGCCCUGCGGUUGGACUGGUUGAGAAUGCAGGCCUACACAAGUGUGAACAAGGCCCCUCUUCCAAUAAAGGAAUACACCGACUUGGCAAAAGUGAUGAACAUGAUUCAGUUUCACACCAGGAUGGUGGACAGCGUGGAAGAACUCUUGCAGGAAACAUCGGAGGUGUCCAUACUCGGCAACUACCCACGUGUGUUUGAGAAGAUGUUUUUCCAGAGCAGUGAGGAGCCGUCCAUGAAGCGCUACCUCAUGGCGUUCCCCCUCGUCUGCUCUCACUUCAGCCAGUGUGGCCAUCCACUCUGCCCAGAGGAGAGAGAGGUGAUGGAGAAGAGGAGUCUGCACCUGUGUGUGACCUUCCUGGAGCAGAUAGCCAAGCAGACCAGCAGUGUUGUGUUGGAGAUAUGUGCUGAGCAGUGCACCCUCAAUGACCAGCUGCAGCCCAAGAACUGUGCCGAGGCCAUCAGCGCCGCACGCCACAGACAACAAAAGAAGCCGUUGCCAAAGAAGGGAGAGGUCCAGAAAGAGAAACCGGGCGCAGAAAGCCUGAGGAAAGACCGGGCCGUUGUUACCAAUCUGGACAAGAUGCACUUGAUGCUGACAGAGCUGUGCUCCUCCUACAGCAUCUGCAGCGACUUUGUCGUCUUUGACCACAUCGUCGUUCCCGCAGAGUUCCUCAUUUCCCACCUGGAGACGCGCCUCUCUGAAAUCAUCGUGAGAAUGGCCCAUUACAACCAGACCACCGAGGAGAUAGCCCGUCCCUCAGACCUCCUGGCAGGGUUGAGAGCCUACAUAGCCAGCCUGCAAAGUCUCUCCAGCUACAUCAACGUGGACGUCACCCGUCUGUUGAAGAACAUCCUGCUGCAGCAAACACAGCCGCUGGACGCACGUGGAGGGCAGACAAUCACGACCAUCUACACAAGCUGGUUCCUGGAGAGUCUCUUGCGUCAGGCAAGCAACUCCCUCAUCGUUCACUGUCCCACGAUGCACUGCUUCUUCAACCAGGCCUCUGACAACGAACCAGUUUUCAGAGCAGAGCAGUUUUCAGAUAUAUCAGAGCUACAGGCCCUGGCGGAGCUAAUUGGUCCAUAUGGCAUGAAGUUUCUGAGUGAAAACAUGAUGUGGCACAUCACCUCUCAAGUCAGUGAGCUGAAGAAACUGGUGAUCGAGAACAUGGACACCCUGGUACAGAUGAGGAACAACUUUGAUAAGCCUGAGGAAAUGGCAAAUCUUAAGAAAAGGCUGUCAGGUAGCGAGAACGUAAUGAAGAGGAUGACCAUCAUCGGGGUGAUUCUGUCCUUCAGGUUGAUGGCCCAGGACUGUCUGAAAGAUAUCAUGAAUAAACAUUGUCCAUACCUGAUCGGGCCAAUUGAUUGCCUGAUGGACUUCAUCUCUCCUCAGACCGACAUCAAGGUGACUCUCGGGGUUUUGGAGCUGGCUUCAGCUGCAGGGUUAAAGUGCAAUAUUGAUCCCGCUCUUGUCGCAGCUAUCAGCAACAUGCAGACAGAUAACAUGUCGGUGGACGAGGAGUACAAGCUGUCCUGUCUGCUGCUGGUCUACAUCGGCGUGUCCUUGCCUACACUGGCGCUGGACCCCAACUCUGUCUACAGCCGAGAGCACGGAGGCCACAAUAACAACAUCCACUGUUUAGCCACAGCCAUAAACCAGCUGGCUGUUGCCAUGUUCACCGUUCAGAAGAAGAACAUAGAGCAGCAACUCAAAGAGUUUCUCCUGCUGGCCUCCUCCACCCUGCUUCAAUUGGGACAGAAUGUCGAAAAAAUGGAGAGCAAAAACCGAGAGUCGGUCUACCUGCUUCUACACAUGAUUGUGCAGGAGUCUUCAUUCUUGACCCAAGACAUGCUGGAGCGCUGCUUCCCGUACGUCCUGCUCCGGAACGCCUACAGGGAGGUGUACAGGACCUCCAUCAUCACUCUGGGCUGAAGACCGUUCAAGACUUCUAAUUUAACAUUUAUUUAUCCAGGAUACUUUGUUAAAGUGGAUCAAUGUCUCCUCUUCUUAUCGUUAAGUCUCAUACUCAUACAGAUCUGUUUCUAAUUAGUCAACCAGGACAUUUGAAAAUUCUUCCUCAAUUAAGUACCUUUUACUUACAAACUGCUAACUAGACUCACUUUUAUGAUGCUUAUCCGUCCAUGUUAAAGCGUAGACCUUUGUUGCAUUACUAAUAUCGGCUUGGUUUGCUCAAAUGCAUCAGUGCCACGACACAAAGAGAACGUGUUUUAAGAAUGACACCUAACUUAUUUUGAUUUAAGUGGAUCACAUUAUUAGGCUUAUUAGUUUGGCUGCCACACUGGAGAUCUGGAUGUUCACAUCUAUUUGUGUGCAGCGUGUGUGCUCACUUUUUCAGGACGUAGUGUCGGACGCCUGCAACUCGUCAAGUCUCAAAAAACAACCGCUAUACAAACUAAAUGGCAUUGUUUAUUUUCUGUAUAUUUAAUAUAAUAUUUCAAUAAAGCCUGUUGUCACGGUGUGGUUCA